GUCCCAACACAACUUGCUCUCACCGGGCGCCUGCGCACCGCAAUCUGCCAGCGAUGCUUUCCUUUCUCGUGCUCAAUAAUCUUUAUCUCAUCCUUCUCACUUCAAAACAAAUUUAAUUUCAAUGGCUGCUGUUGAUAUCACCAAUGUCGCAUGUGGAUUUUAUGAAGACUGCAUAAAAUUAUUUGAAAUUUUCAAAAGUCAUGAAAGUAUUAGAUUUGAAGAUUUUGUAGCAGCUUGGCAAGAAAUAAAGUUUUCAUUGAUCUUUCUGUGUCGAAAAAAUUAUGCAGAACUAAUUGAAUUCUGCGAAGAAUCUCUUCAAAUUGCUAAGUCAUUUGUAUUAACAUCUAAUGAUUUUAUUGAUAGAGUAGCAGGUUUAUAUCUCUUAUAUGGCUUAUACAAUAAGAUACCAAUUGAAGAUAUAAAAAUCAGAGUAACAUUGAAGGAAUGGGAAUUUUUUUUGGAAUUCUUUGAACAACUUAAAUAUGAAAAGCUUCAUGACGCUAGCUAUAUUUUUGCUAAAUUGGUCACAGAUAAUGCUUUUUAUCAUUGCUUAUUCACAACUGAGUAUGGUUUAGAGAAAAGUUUUAAAACUCGCCAAGAAUACUCUUUUUCAUUUGACAAUCCAUACUCUGUACUUCCAGUCUUAGUUGAUGAAGUUGAAAAAAGAGAUCUUGGCAAAAUUCUAAAAUUUAGUGAGAUAUACCAUGAACAAAAGAAGAAAGUAUUAGGUUCUUCCUCUAAAAAUAAGUUACAAUUAUUUGAUAAAAACUUUAUGGAUGAAAUUGUCAACAAUAUUGAACAAUUACAAGAAAAGAGGCAAAACUUCCCAGCAUUGCGAAAAAAAGUUAGUAAAGUUAGCUUGCAUCUGAAGACUGAAAAGCCAAAGUAUCCUGAUAAUAAAGUUCGAUCGAAAUUAGGUCAUGGCUUUGAUACCGAUGAAGAUUCCGAUGAUGAGGAAAUGAGUAUGAAUCAAACGUUUGAACAACCUAAUCGCAAUUUACCAAACUUUAACGACGAUCUAGAAGAUUUUGAUGUACAAGAGAACGAUACUCCUGUAGAAUCAACGCUUAUCGAUAUUGAUAAUAACGAGUCACUAUAAGUAAUUUUUGAUACUUCUUUAUUGCUUUGUUCAGCGAGAAUGAAACUUUAUUAUAUAAAAAAAUCAUAUAGUUGAAAUUUGAAUCAAUGUGUGAUAAAUAGAACAAUAAGUACCUAACUUUAAUUGAAAUUCAGCUACAACAAUGAUUAACGUAAGUUUUCAAUGAAAAUCUAGGUUUCCAAGCCUGUGAACAUGCAGUAUUGAUAUUUGCGAAGCGUGUUUUUUUGUAAAAAGUGUAGACAAAUGAUCAUGUAUGAUAACAGAUUGAAUAAAUAAUA
Molecule: messenger RNA, 1377 nt
Organism: Phymastichus coffea
Lineage: Eukaryota; Metazoa; Arthropoda; Insecta; Hymenoptera; Eulophidae
Gene: Pbp45
Product: snRNA-activating protein complex subunit 1-like
Exons: 5
Coding region: 122-1099 (325 amino acids)
Biological process (GO): snRNA transcription by RNA polymerase II; snRNA transcription by RNA polymerase III
Cellular component (GO): snRNA-activating protein complex
Molecular function (GO): sequence-specific DNA binding
Source: RefSeq, a predicted model, not a curated record